Molecule: messenger RNA, 612 nt
Organism: Caenorhabditis angaria
Lineage: Eukaryota; Metazoa; Nematoda; Chromadorea; Rhabditida; Rhabditidae
Source: the annotation of a GenBank genome assembly
AUGCUGAUUCUCUCAAGUUUAUUUCUAAUUUUAAAUAUAAUCAUUAACGGUUCGAGUAGUUCUUGUGAUAUUUGGAGACUUGUUGACUGCAACAAGGUAUUUUAUUGAAUAAUGUUUUUACUGUUGUUUUUUUUCAGAAGCUAACAGAGUUACCACUUCCUUCUGGAGAAAUCACGAAAAAGCUAGAACAAAUCAAUAAUUUUUGCAAAACAUUUGAUAGAUGUGAACAUAUAUUUAUAAAUUGUGUUGAUGAGAAACAUCAGCAUCGACUCAAAAUUUCAGUUAAUUAUUGCAAGUUGUUUUUUCGGUUGCGAAAGGAAGAUUUGAAUGAUUGCUUGAUUAAAUUGGAAGAAGAAGAAGAAAACGGAAGAUUUUGUGAAAACUUUGUAAGUAUUUGGUAUAUUUUCAGCAAUUGAACAAUACUUUUACAGAAGUUUGAUGAUUGUAAAGAUUGGAAUACUUUAGUUUACCAUAUUCAUCAUAAAAUCAACAAAUUUUGCACAAAAAAUCAAAUUGAAAUUUUCACACAGGUAUUUUUUUCAAAAAUGUUUUUGAUAUUUUGAAAAAAAUCGGAAAUUAUAGAUCUACAACAACUUCUUAUGCCAAAUGUGA